Jaculus jaculus (lesser Egyptian jerboa) is the source of this 618-nucleotide messenger RNA. RefSeq names its product musculin (gene Msc). Gene Ontology annotation, biological process: skeletal muscle tissue development; regulation of transcription by RNA polymerase II. Bases 1 to 618 code for a protein of 205 amino acids. Gene Ontology annotation, molecular function: DNA-binding transcription factor activity, RNA polymerase II-specific; protein dimerization activity; RNA polymerase II transcription regulatory region sequence-specific DNA binding. The record is from RefSeq and is a predicted model, not a curated record. The transcript has 2 exons. NCBI's taxonomy places the organism in Eukaryota, Metazoa, Chordata, Mammalia, Rodentia, Dipodidae.
AUGUCCACCGGCUCGGUGAGUGACCCCGAGGACAUGGAGCCGCGGGGGCUGCCGCGAGCGUACCCGAUUGCCGCCACCUCCUCCAAGAGGCCGCCGGUGCCAGGCGCCGCGCGCAGCUACGCCUCGCCCAGCGACAACUCGUCGGCGGAGGAGGAGGACGCGGACGGCGAGGAGGAGCGCUGCGCCCCGGGCGCGGCGGGCCGCGACGCGGGCGGCGGCAAGAGGAAGCGGGCCCGCGCGGCGGGGGGCGGCGGCGGCAGCAAGAAGCCCCUCCCGCCCCGGGGCCCAGCCGCGGCGGCCGCCGAGGGCAAACAGUCCCAGCGGAACGCCGCCAACGCCCGCGAGCGCGCCAGGAUGCGCGUGCUGAGCAAAGCCUUCUCCAGGCUCAAGACCAGCCUGCCCUGGGUACCGCCCGACACCAAGCUCUCCAAGCUGGACACGCUGCGCCUGGCCUCCAGUUACAUCGCGCACCUGCGCCAGCUGCUGCAGGAGGACCGCUACGAGCACGGCUACGUGCACCCCGUGAGCCUGACGUGGCCAUUCGUGGUCUCGGGACGACCCGACUCUGACACCAAAGAAGUUUCUUCAGCUAACAGAUUAUGUGGAACUUCCGCUUAG